AUGAAGCUUUACAUGUUAUCUCUCGUCUUAUCUUUGGAUCUGGAGCCAACCAAUGGCUUGCAGAAUCUCUUCUCGGGAUGGGGAAAGGAGAAGAACCCUUUCGUUUCCAUCAUUACCUCAGCUCAACCGUCGCCGAUGCGUAAACGAGUCGACCUCGGAACUCUUUCCGUCUCUCCCAUGGGGUUGGGAACAUUGAAUCUACCAUUGGAUACGGAAGUGGAUGAAGAAACCACGGGAGUCAUUAAGAUGGUCCAAAAAUGUGGGGUGAAUCUUGUGGACACUGCCGAAGCUUAUGGCUUUGGAAAGUCCGAAAGCUUGCUUCAGAACGCCUGUAAAAGUGCCGGAUUGUCCAUUGGAACCCAAGUUGACGACCCCAAUGUCAUUGCUGCUGCCACCAAAUUCGCACCCGUCCCCUGGAGAACCGAGAGUCAGACUGUCGUGGAUGCUUGCAAGGCAUCUGCAAGUCGAUUAGGAGUUGAGCAAAUUCCGUUGUAUCAGAUUCAUUGGCCUGAUCUCAUUCAACCAUUCAAGGCAUUUGGUCGAGAGAAUCGCAAGGAUGAAAUAUACUGGGAAGGAUUGGCAGAGUGCUACAACAGUGGUCUCGCAGCCAAUGUCGGAGUAUCUAACUAUGGUCCUGAAACUCUUCUUCGAGCUCAGGAGGCACUGUCGAAAAAGGGAGUCCCCAUUGUAUCCAAUCAAAUUAACCUGUCACUCAUGAGAUAUCGGAGCUCGGAGAAGACGCUGCAAGUAUGUGAGGAUCUUGGUAUUAAGGUUCUCUCCUACUUUCCUCUUGCUAAUGGACUGUUGGCGGGCAAGUAUUCCGUCGACACUCCUCCCUCUUUUCCCAAGAGUCUCACCAUGAAAAAGUACUACGAAGAUGCCGAACCAGUAUUGGUAAUCAUGAGACGGAUUGCCGCGGAAAAGCAAAAGACAGUCGCUCAAGUAGCCAUCAACUGGGUCAUGUGUAAGAAUGCCAUUCCCAUUCCAGGAGCUCGAUCCGCCAGCAUGGCAAGGGAUAAUUUUGGUGCCAUGGGUUGGGCCCUUUCACCCGAAGAAGUUGCCGAGCUGGAAUACGCAGCCUCUUUGGUUGCUGAAUUUAGCAAUGGCGGCUUUGAGUUGGUAUAG
Cylindrotheca closterium is the source of this 1125-nucleotide messenger RNA. Lineage: Eukaryota; Bacillariophyta; Bacillariophyceae; Bacillariales; Bacillariaceae. The record is from the annotation of a GenBank genome assembly.